CACAGGGGAGGGCAGCACAUACACUUCUAACUGGUGUGUUUAACAUUAACACAGAAAUGAUAAUCUGACUCCUAUGUUGAGAGCAGACACACAGACACACACACACACACACACAGCUGAUGUCUUUUUCUUCUUCACCUCUUUCAUUGACCUGCUCAGCGUUUUCAGCACAUAUUACAGUGUGUUCUGUGAUCUACACCAUCAGUUCAUCAGCUUAACGUGGUGGAGAAACAAGCAGAAACAUGGAGGUGAACAUGAAGCUGCUGAAUUGGAUUUAUGGUGGUUUUUCCCCUCUUCCCCCACUACACUGGAGACCUCAUGGAUCUUUGUUAUAGCCCAAUCAAUGUCGGCUUUCAGCAGUUCUACAGGAUGCAGGAGAAGGAGGUGGAAGCUGGAGACGGUUGCUCUGCUCAUCAUGGCCACUCUGUGUGUGUUUGUAAUACUGCUAAAGGACACGCAGAACAAGAAACCACAAAACACAACAAGAAAGUUACAUUUCAAAUAUGAGCUUCGGACAUCACCAGACCUGUUCACGAGUUUCAUCUACAAAUGUGAUCGAAACUGGUCUGCGUCCAACAUCACCGGGUUUUCCAGUUUGCCUAAGCAUAUCCAAGAUUUCCUGUUUUACAGCCACUGUCGGAAUUUCCCGAUGCUGCUCAAUGUUCCUGGUAAGUGCGGUGGUCCAGAGAACUCCACUGAUGUUUUCCUUCUGCUGGCCAUUAAAAGUUCUCCAGCCAACUACGAGCGGCGGGAGGUUCUGCGAAAAACAUGGGCAUCUGAGAGACUUUAUAGCGGCGUGCGGAUCCAGACCGUGUUCUUAUCCGGAACCUCAGGAACCGGUUUCCAAAAGGAAAGACUGAAUAAACUCCUGGAGCUGGAGAACCGUGAGUACCAGGACAUUCUUCAGUGGGACUUUGAAGAUUCCUUUUUCAACCUCACACUGAAGCAGAUCUUAUUCCUGGAGUGGAUGGAGAGGUUUUGUCCUGAUGUGCACUUUCUCCUCAAUGGAGAUGAUGACAUUUUUGCCAACACAGACAACAUGGUCCAGUUUCUCAAAGGGUUAGAUGAUAACGAUGGAAGCAAACACCUGUUUAUCGGCCACUUGAUCCAAUACGUGGGGCCGAUCCGGGAACCAUCCAGUAAAUACUACAUCCCGGUCCAAGUCCAUGAAUCGGACAGGUAUCCUCCCUACUGCGGCGGAGGUGGCUUUCUGUUGUCACGUUUCACUGCCAGAACCAUCUACAACAUGUCUCAUUCCAUCACCCUGCUCCCCAUCGAUGAUGUUUACAUGGGAAUGUGUCUGGAAAAGGCUGGACUGAAGCCCACGUCCCAUAUGGGAGUGAGGACAGCUGGUUUGCACAUUCCCUCAGAAAAGCUGGACAGGUACAGUCCAUGCUUCUACCGUGAGGUUCUCCUGGUCCACAGGUUCCUCCCACACCAGAUUUUUUUCAUGUGGCAUGAAAUUCAUCGGGAGGAUUUGGUUUGUGGAAGGAGAUUAAUUAGUGAACCAAUGGAGUUUGUCAGGUCCUAAGAAUGCUCUGAGAACGCAUCUUCAGUUUAUCUUCAGAAAUCAAACACACAUCUUUAUAGGUUUACUUCAGACAAAAAUACAAAUUAGUACUAUUAUAAGAACAGACGCAGAAGUUGUGCAGUAGUGUUAGAAACCACAUGAGGUACUGCAGCUCACAAAAACAUAGUGUCUUGCAAAAGUAUUCAUCCCCCUUGGUGUUUGUCCGGUUUUGUCACAUUACAAGCUGCAAUUAAAAUGGACUUUGGGGGGAUUAGCACAUCGCCGUCGCCAGACCCAUUUUACUGAGGCAUGUGCUCCAGUAUAUAUCUGCUGUGCCCCAGUAAAAUUUCCUAGAGCUUUAUGUCUGGCACCGCCCCGGGUUGGCACCAUUUGAUUUGCACAACAUGCCGACCACUUUAAAGGUGAAAAUUGUUGUUUUAUUGUUGUGACACAAACAAUAAUUAAGAUGAAAAAGCUCCACGGAGGGUCAUUUAAUUUUUCAUUUUGAUCAGAACUUGUCAUAAAGAUAUUUCACUUCAGCAAUAAUGAGUUCAUGAACUCUGCUAACAGUAGAUUGGGCCUGAAGGAAUAACACACUACGAACCGUGCCUUUAUAGGAGAAUGGAUUAUUUUCCCAUUAAACAGCACGUGUUUUUUACUCCGAUACCACGACCGAGUUGUUAUUUAUGAAACAAAUGUUUUUAUCUAUUUAUAGUUAAGUUAAAAACUGUGGAACGCUGGCUAAACAAGUGAGCUCCUGUUGUUACUUAUGCGACAGCAGCAAUAAACAGUCGUUCCUUCACCAGCCUUGCUUUAUUCUCUCUCCUGAAGUUAAUAAGAUUAAAACCCACAGCUUGUCACGUCACAGAGGAACCAGGAAGAAGCAGAAACUCUGGAGAGGGAUGACUUUGUGAUGUAUAUUUAACAAAAAAGUUGUUUUUUUUCCCCAGAUGAGAGUAACGCUUUUCUCUCUGUUAGCGCUCACUAAUUUCAGGAUAUUAUAUUUAAAUGAAUGAAUGGGACCUAAAUACAACCCUGUUUUCCAAAACAGUUGGGACACUGUGUAAACUGCAAAUAAAAAUGCAUGAUCCACAAAUUCUGUGCAGUUUUACAUUGAGGAACGUUAUUCUUAAAUUGUUGCACUGUUUGUCUACGCAGUCUUUCACAGAGCGGUGAACCCCGCCCCAUCUUUACUUCUGAGAGACUCCGCCUCUCUGGGAGGCUCUUUUUAUACCCAAUCAUCUUACUGACCUGUUGACAAUUAACCUAAUUAGUUUUGUUUUUUGUCUUUUUUUGCAUUACACAACUUUUCCAGUCUUUUGUUGUCCCUGUCCCAACUUUUCUGAAACAUGUUGCUGCCAUCAAACUCAAAAUGAGCCUAUAUUUUUCCAAAAACAAUAAAAUCUCUCAGUUUCAA
Molecule: messenger RNA, 2927 nt
Organism: Neoarius graeffei (lesser salmon catfish)
Lineage: Eukaryota; Metazoa; Chordata; Actinopteri; Siluriformes; Ariidae
Product: N-acetyllactosaminide beta-1,3-N-acetylglucosaminyltransferase 3-like
Exons: 5
Coding region: 74-1531 (485 amino acids)
Cellular component (GO): membrane
Molecular function (GO): hexosyltransferase activity
Source: RefSeq, a predicted model, not a curated record